Molecule: messenger RNA, 3924 nt
Organism: Megalopta genalis
Lineage: Eukaryota; Metazoa; Arthropoda; Insecta; Hymenoptera; Halictidae
Source: RefSeq, a predicted model, not a curated record
UUAAUACCUCCUCAUUCGAAUCCUCUCGCCUUUAAAUGCUGAAAUGAAAACUGCAGGAUCGCGCAUUUUACGAUAAAUCUAUUCAAGAUCGUAGAGGAAUUCGAGAUUAUAUCGAAAAAUCGAUAAAUCGCGUUUACAAAGAGUAAUCUAUUCAGAUUCACGUGGCUUGAUUCGCGUAGUUCUCGUGUUGUGCGGUAUGCUUGAAACUUUUCUUUCCCUGUGAGUAUUGUUAUCUCAACAUUAAGUCGUGAAACGAGCUUCUAAAAUAUAGUUGUUACGUAUAAAUAGUGCAUUGGUAGCGUGUAUCGUGAAAUAUUAGCUUACGGUUACCAAUACGGAUUCGAAAUUAUAAUAUGUUUCGAAGACUAUGGAGAAUAUGAAGUAGAAGUGCGAAAUAACCAGCCGGCGAAAUCGAUGUAAUUUAUGACGAAGGCCUUGUGUUUCAACGUACCAGGGACGAGCACAGACGGUUAAAGUGUUUUGUACAAAAUAUUACACAAUGGAGGCCCACGAGAAUGAGCAGUAUGUUACAUUUCCCCUUUCCGGGGUACACGAUGGUAUACAGGAUAACAUUAUAUCUCACGAAGAGAUAUGCGAACCUGUCGACGAGUGUGUCCUUCAGGAAGGACUUACCGAAGUGUCUGUUACGGAUGUGAAUGCUGGUAUCACAGAGGCGCAAGUCGCCGUUGAAAUUUUAGCAGAACACUCGGACGACGAUGAUGAAAAUCGUGUGGUAUACCCUAUAUAUAUUAAGCAAGAAGAGCAACAGCAAUAUACGUCGGGGGACGACGAGUCUAUGGCUGUGGAGGCAUUACGGCAACUUGGUGGAAUGUAUCCUUGCUUCGAGGAUAAAAAAGUAUCUUGUCCUAAUUGCACAAAUCUUUUUUCACAGACUGAGAUGGCCAAGCAUCAUACCGCGUGUACAGCUAACAAAUUGUCCUGCAUGACUUGCGGGGAAACGUUCGAAAGGAAAAUGGACUUGAAUAAUCACAUGGUUUGCCACCAGGUGGAUAGACCGCACGCGUGCAGGACUUGCGGCAACUUAUUUCGUUCCAAGAGCAGCUUAAGAUGUCAUAUGUUGGAAGUGCAUCAAGUGGAAAGGCCUCACAAAUGUACGAUAUGCGGAGCAGACUUCCAGAGGCCUUCCAGUUUGUCUAAUCACAUGAAAAUCCAUACUUAUGUCGCCGGUCGUGCCAUCAUGCAGUCGCAGGGUAGCAAUGUAUCCCAGGCCGAGGAAACGUUUAGGAAAUGGCCCGAAGAUAUGACGGAGGCCCAUAAUGAUCAAGUGCCAUCCGCUUCCAUACAAACCGUACAAACCUACGACACUGUCCAAUGGACGGUUCCGUCGUAUAAUUUUCAUAACGAACAGUCGUCGGUCAAUGCGAUAUCCAAUCCUCAAGAAAAGAUAGAUACGCUUCAUGAAUUUACUGUAAUGCCAAACGGAGAAGUAGCACAAUUCGAGUAUACGCAACAGAGUAAUCUGAAUAAUCAAGUUGGUCAACAGUAUAAUCUUUCGCUGAACUCUUUCAAUAACACGGACGCGAUGGUGAAGGUGGAAACGUUAUCGUACAAUAGUGAGAACAGGCGAAAUUAUUCGGAAAUCGAAACGAACGGUACGAAGCAACACACGUGCAGGCAUUGUGGUAUCAGUUUCUCCCGAGCAACGGCACUGGUUUCUCAUGAGAAAAUCCACGCGUCCAAGAAUUGGAAUAUGCCUAUCGAAUGCGAAUACUGUGAUAAACAGUUCCAAGAUGGCAAUCACUUGGCUAACCAUCAAACGACUUGCGCGAAAAAGAUGAUGCAGAACAACAUAGAGCAAGGUACGCCUAACAAUAAGUGGGGCAAGCACGCGUGUUCCGAAUGCGGCAAGAAGUUCACUACUAAACAGAAGAUGUUUAGACACCAAUGGAUUCACAGAAAGAAGACGCAUUCCUGCGAGGUGUGUGGCUCCCAGUUCGAGAAACAAAAUCAAUUGGAUGAACACAGAUUGUCCGCGCAUCCCGGCGAUUCUCCGUUUACCUGUCCAGAGUGUGGCAAAAGUUUUGUGUCCCGUCAGGGACUUUGGGAGCAUGGCAGAACUCAUGCCGGGAGCCCUGCACAUUUUCAUUGCGAUACAUGCUCCAAAACAUUUUCAUCUAGACAGGGGUACUUAAUUCACCAUAGGACACACACCGGUGAAAGACCGUACGGCUGUAAAUUCUGCUGGAAAGCAUUCAGGGACGGCGGUACUCUGAGGAAACAUGAACGCAUUCACACGGGAGAGAGACCGCACGUUUGUCCCCUAUGUUCGAGAGCAUUUAAUCAAAAGGUGGUUCUAAGGGAACAUGUUCGUUGGGUUCACGCGGCAGGGAAAAACGAAACUGAAGUAACCGGACCCCCGUUCCCUUGUCCCAUCUGCGGCGCAUUGAAUCAAGACCGCGAUGAACUGUGCGCCCACAUUGUCAAGCAUUCUGAUCAAAUGAUAGCGGAGGCUAAAGCCAAAACAAACAACAAUGCUCCGAAACCGAAGCCAACCAAGAAGAAAUCAAAAGCAUCCUCCGCUACGAUACAAGGGAAGCAAGCAGCUGGAAAUCGAAUGAUCUCCAAGGCCGAACAGAACGAAGCGCUUCUGUCUAUCACGGAAGCAGAUAAGCCGGAUGAGCAGCAGCCAAUGUUAAACGAUAAGCAAAAUAGUACCUUCCUUGUAGUCACUACGGACAAGCGUAAUGAAAAUUAUAUUGCAAUAUCGGAACUCAAGCCUGAUAGCGUACAAUUGAUGGUGGACGAGAAGCCAAACGAUAAUAUGCACAUUUCGCAGACUGAUCAUAGUCAUAGGGAGUCUUUAAAUAUGAUUGCUAUAGAUAAACAGAAUAAUGCGACCCAUAUAGUCUCUGCCGAAUCGGAGCGAAGUGCACUUCAUCCUACAACCAGCCAUAAUGAAAUAACAACAAUGCAUUUAAUACAAACGUCGAAACAAAGCAAUACCUUGCACUUAAUAUCAAAACAGAACGAAUCGUUGCCGGUGCUAACAUUACCAAAUCCUCAGGGUCAUGAAAACUUUUCCAGUCGAAUUGCACAAAUAAGUAAUAAUGAUUUACCAAUGGAUAUGGUAACUCAUCAUUCGGUUAGGGAAGGUCAAAGUAUGAAAGACCCCAAUGAAAUUGGGCAGGAUACAUUAAUGCAGGAGGGUGGUUCUCAAACAGCUGUAAUUCAGGUUGUACAGUAUCAUCAACACGAAAGCGAUGAUGGAGAGGAAUUGGUCUGUGGUAUCUGUGGCGAAGAUUUUAACGACAAAAACGUGUUGAUGGAACACGUUAAGAUUCACAUAUAAUUAUUGUUAUUGUUUUGCUGUCCAAGUUUGUGAUAUUCUUGUGCUAUUAUAACUACUACGACUGCAUAGAAAACAAUGGAACUAUGAACAUUUACUAGCGUUAGGAGGAACAAAUGCGGAACAUUAUUAUAUAUUUAAGCAUCGUUUACAAUAGGAGUAUAGAGCAGCACCAGUUUUCUAUGUGUCUUAAGAACGCACUGAUAUUAAAACACAGGGAAUUUACGAUUAUAUUUAUACAUUUUUAAUUGAUUCGUUUUUCCGUUUCACGAUUCCCUAAAAUGCUUUUGCACAUUUAGGUCGUACACUAUACAUGUGGUUAAAUGUGAGAUGUACAUGUACUGAAAUAAAAUCGGAUAGAUGAAUAUUUAUAUAUUAUAUGGAACACGCAUUAACGGUUAUGGUAUCGAAAAAGAUAAGGAAAGGAAACAUAUCGUAAAAGAGAACAGAAAAAUAAUCCCAGGUUUAUGUACUUCUGCUUAUAGCAGUUUUAUAAACUAUUUGGUCCUUUGGAUUUGUGUAUCGUUCAACGAUACGUAAAUUGUGAAUAAUCCAAAUGCCACUUACAAUGUAGAGCAUAAGGUGCAAUAAGAAAAUAAAGUGCAUUUUAUUUUCUA